This is a messenger RNA of Coregonus sp. 'balchen', 233 nucleotides long. The record is from the annotation of a GenBank genome assembly. NCBI's taxonomy places the organism in Eukaryota, Metazoa, Chordata, Actinopteri, Salmoniformes, Salmonidae.
AUGCAUAAGCGCAGCUGGUGGCGGAGCCCAACGUGUUGCAAGUCGUCACACACUCUACCACUGAGGACAGCAGUGGAGCUAAUGAACGUUUGUCUUAAUUUGAGGCCCUCAGUCCACACUUUAAAGCAAGCAGCUUUAAGCCCCGGUCCAACCAGGGCCAUAAAACCAUAAGCAGAGACACUUUUGUCAUACCUACUAGUUUUAAUGAAUCCAGCAGAAACGGCAAGGCCUAA